This is a messenger RNA of Heterostelium album PN500, 8154 nucleotides long. RefSeq lists its product as uncharacterized. Bases 1 to 8154 code for a protein of 2717 amino acids. Lineage: Eukaryota; Evosea; Eumycetozoa; Acytosteliales; Acytosteliaceae. Gene Ontology annotation, molecular function: carbohydrate binding. The record is from RefSeq and is a predicted model, not a curated record. The transcript has 3 exons.
AUGAUAAAGAAGAUACUUUUAUUUAUAGUGUUGACAGGAAUUUUUAAAAUUGCAAAUGGAAAAUUAUGUUCUACUAUAAAUUGUGGAGAAAAUUCAAAAUGUCAAGUUGAUAAUGGUCAUCCAUCAUGUGUACCGAUUGAACCUCAAGAUCCAAUAGAUGACUGUAAAGUAAAAGGCUGUCCAAAGAAUAUGAUUUGCUCAAUGAAAGGUUCUAAUUCUCCAAGAUGUGUAUAUAUUAAAAGUGAAACUGAUGAAUCUAGUGAGGAUAGCAAUGGAAAUGUACUUGAAAAUCACAUGUGCAAAAAACACAAUUGCCUCAACAAUGAACAUUGUGUUAUCGAUAAAGGAGAAGCAAAAUGUAUUUCCAAUGACGACAAAAAAUAUAAUUGUAAAUCAUUCUUCUGUCCGAAUCAUAUGGAGUAUAUUGUAAGUGGAACAUACAUCAAAAGUCAACCAGCAACAUGUAAUAAUUACUACUGUUUACCUGGAUUGGUAUGUGUGGAAAUCUUGGGACAACCAUUAUGUAUUCAAAAAAAUGCGACAGAAAUAAUUCGGCAAACCACCAGAGAGUGGAAUAAAAAUAAUAAUUAUGGGGAGAUGUGUGGUGAUGUAGCGUGCCCACCAAAUUUAGUAUGUGCAAUCGUAAGAGGUGAAACCCGGUGUCUUGCAACCAAUUGUGAUAAUUGUCUUGGUUGUAAGAAGCCAUCUACUUCCGUUGGUAGUGGCGCCAGUACUGUUGCAUCUACUACUGCCACCACCACUGCAUCCACUGCCUCCACAGUUGCCUCCACCAUUGCAUCCACUACCUACUCCUCCUAUGCUCAAACGACCACUGCUAGCACUGUUGCAAGUACAACCGCAACAACUGCAUCUACUGUUGCCAGUACAACUGCAUCCACUACCUAUUCCACCGGUGUCUAUACAACUACUGCUUCUACUGUUGCCAGUACUGUAGCUACAACAACUUCACAGCCAACUGCUACUCCUACAACUACCACUGCUAGCACAACUGCAAGUACAAUCGCGACAACUGCAUCUACAGUUGCCUCUACUAUUGCAUCAACAGUUGCAUCAACAACUUCAAGACCAACAACAACAGCAACAACCAUAGCAAGUACCAUUGCAACCACAGCAUCUACUGUUGCAUCUACCAUUGCAAGUACAACAGCCAGCGGUGUGUCUACAACUGCAUCAACCACUGCAAGUACAACAGCAACAACAUUAGCAAGUACUGGUUCAACUGUAGCUUCUACCACUGCAACUACAACAGCUUCUACUGUUGCAACAUCAACAACAAGACCAACAACAAUAGCAACAACUAUAGCAAGUACAACUGCAACAACAGCAUCUACUGUUGCAUCUACCAUUGCUAGUACCACACAAACCUCAGCUGGUAUUACCGCAACAACAACCGCUACACCAACUACUACAGCCACAACAAUUGCCUCUACAACAGCAUCAACAAUUGCAACCUCAGGAUUGAUGACCGCAACUACAACAGCAACAACAAUUGCAAGUACAACUGCAACAACCUCAGGUGUCUCUACAACAGCAUCGACAACAGCAUCUACUAUUGCAAGUACAACAGCAACAACAUUAGCAAGCACUGGUUCAACUGUGGCUUCUACCACGGCAACUACAACAGCUUCUACUGUUGCAACAUCAACAACAAGACCAACAACAACAGCAACAACCAUAGCAAGUACCAUUGCAACCACAGCAUCUACUGUUGCAUCUACCAUUGCCAGUACCACACAAACAUCGGCUGGUAUUCCCACAACAACCGCAGCACCAACAACAACAGCCACAACAAUUGCUUCCACAACAGCAUCAACCAUUGCAACCUCAGGAUUGAUGACCGCAACUACUACUGCAUCUACUAUUGCAAGCACAACAGCAACAACCAGCGGGGUGUCUACAACUGCAUCAACCACUGCAAGUACAACAGCAACAACAUUAGCAAGUACUGGUUCAACUGUGGCCUCUACAACAGCAACUACAACAGCUUCUACUGUUGCAACAUCAACAGCAAGACCAACAACUACAGCAACAACCAUAGCAAGCACCACUGCAACUAUAGCAUCUACUGUCGCGUCUACCAUUGCCAGUACCACACAAACAUCGGCUGGUAUUACCGCAACAACCACAACACCAACAACUACAGCUUCAACAACCGCAAGUACAAUAGCAACAACAUUAGCAAGCACUGGUUCAACUGUGGCCUCUACCACUGCCACUACAACAGCUUCUACUGUUGCUACAUCAACAACUUCAAGACCAACAACAACAGCAACAACUAUAGCAAGCACCAUUGCAACAACAGCAUCUACUGUUGCAUCUACCAUUGCAAGUACCACACAAACCUCAGCUGCUAUUACUACAACGGCCACUACUACUGCAACUACAGUAGCUUCUACCUAUGGACACUCAACAACAGCAUCUACUAUUGCAAGUACAACAGCAACAACAUUAGCAAGCACUGCUGCUUCUACUGUUGCUUCUACCAUUGCAACUACGACAGCUUCUACAGUUGCCACAACAACGGCACCUACAACAACAGCAUCUACUAUUGCAAGUACAACUGCAACAACAUUGGCAAGCACUGCUGCCUCUACUAUUGCCUCCACUACAGCAAGUACAACAGCCUCUACCAUUGCAACUACUACAGGCAGGCCAACGUCUACUACUGCCACUACCAUUGCCUCCACUACAGCAUCAACUACUGCUACUACAGCUUCAAUGACUGCAACAACAACAGCUACAACACUUGCAAGUACUACGGCAUCAACUUAUGGUCAAACAACAACAGCAUCAACCACUGCAAGUACAAUUGUCACCACUCUUGCAAGUACAGCAAACACCAUUGCUUCUACUACGGCAUCGACAACAGCGUCGACAAUAGUAACAACCUCACCAGCUACAACAACAGCAACUACAAUUGCAUCAACCAUAGAAACCACAGCAUCAACUACCUAUUCAACACUCUUCUCAACAACAGCUACCUCCACAGCAUCAACUACAACAGGUUACCCCAUCACAACGACAGCUUCUACAACUGCCACCACAGCUUCCACAUUGGCAACAACAACAGCUACAACAACCAAUCAUUUCUCAACCAUUGCAAGUACAGUCGCAUCAACAACCGCAUCCACCACCGCCACCACCACAAACCAGGCAUCCACCAUUACACAAACAACUUUAGCUACAACAAUAGCUUCAACAACAUUCACUGCCAAUCCCCAGACAACUAUUGCCUCAACUACAGCUUCUACAACAGCAUCUUCUACAAACCAGGCAUCAACAGUUACUCAAACAACUACAGCUUCAACUAUAUAUUCCACUGGAACUUAUGGACCUACCUAUGAAGUUACCACACUUGCUAGUACAACAGCUAGCACCACAGCUAGCACAACAGCUAGCACCACAGCUAGUACCACACAGACAAUGUCUACAAGUGCAUCAACUACUGCCACUACAACCGCUAGUACAAUUGCAUCAACUACUGCCUCUACCACUCAGACAUUGACCACGACCGCCAGUACUACCGCUACAACCGUUGCUUCAACAAUGGGACCCACCUCAACAACAGCUUCUUCCCAGCAAACAGCACAUGCCACAACUACUACUCAAUCAACAACGCUUGCUACUACGACUGGAUCACCAACUACAGGAGUAUCUACUACGGGAGUAUCUACCAGAGCACCCGCCACGGGAGUAUCUACUACUGGAGUAUCUACUACUGGAGUAUCUACUACUGGAGUAGCUACUGACAUUGCACUUACCACCAGUAUCUCUACGAUAACUGCAUCAACCAUUGUCUCGACGAUAGCGUCGACUAUAGGUACUGCUUCUACCACUGCUUCUACCACUGCAUCCACAACAGCUUCCACAACUGCCACAACUCUUUCACAAGUUUCAACUACUGCAUCAACUACUGCAUCAACUACAUACACUACAACUGCAUCAACAACAAAUACACUCUCUGCUACAGCAUCCACUGUCCCUACCAUUGGAACAACUAUAUCCACAUCGGCCACACCCACAACAGCAGUUUCAUCUACCAUUAGUAAGACAAACUCUCAAACUACCAUUGCCACUACCUCACCGGUAACCACAUCAACUGUCAUACCAACCACCUCUGCAUCUACUUUAGCAUCGAUAACAAACCAACAAACAACAACAACCACUACAGCUUCAACUGAGUUAGGAACAACAGGAAGAACAACAACCACUACCGCUUCAACUGAGUCGGGAACAACAGGAAGAACAACAACAAAUAAUCCGACAACCACAACCACUGCAACAACUAUAGCCACUACAACAAAUUUACAGUCUACAAUGAGUGAGACAACUACUGUAACAGCAGUACCAACUACAACAACUGCAUUGACUUCAACACUUGGUACAACAACACCAGACACAACAACAACUACAACAGGAAUUACCACAUCAUUAACAACAAUUGCCUCAACAAUUGCCUCAACAAUUGCCUCGACAAUUGCCUCGACUACAAACGAAGCUUCUACAAUAACAGACACAACUAUAGCCACAACUCUUGACACAACCAACCCUUCCACCACAUUACCAUCCACCACAACUAGUGUAGCAACCACAGGUUUCACAACUACUCAGUCGACUACGGCAACAACAAUUGGAUCAUUCUCAACUAUAACUCAAACUACUCUGGCCACCACAAUAUCAUCACCAAUAACUCAGUCGAUUGGUACCACUACAUACUCGACUACCGCUUCUACAACUGAUGAAUCUUCAACAGGUGUUCAAACAACUAUUGCUUCAACAUUUGCAUCAACUACAUCACCUCAUAUCUCUACCACUGCAACAACUACACGAACCCUUACCACAGAGAUGUCCACACUCACAAGAACCACUCUUGCUUCUACUUUUACAGGUAACCCAACUCGUACCAGUUCGACAAUUGCAUCAACAACAGCAACCACAACUGGACCAAUGUCAACCAUUACCCAAUCUACCUUUGCAUCAACACUUAUGGAUCUCUCAUCCAAAUCAACCAGUCCUUCGACCACAUACACAACAACUGCUUCAACAAUGGGAGAAGGCUCUACUAUCACUCAAACUACAACAGCCAGCACUAGUCCAGCUAUUGUUGGUACUACUACACAAUCAACUACAGCGUCCACAUCUAGCCACGCAACAAUGACAAGAACUACCACUGCCUCAACAAUAGCAACUCUUGGAGCUACCACCCGUUUGGCAACUACUGGUCCUUUAACAACUACUGCAUCAACAACAGCAACAACAACUAAUGAAGCCUCUACUAUCACACAAACUACAACUGCCUCAACAAUCACCACACCAGUAACAGCUUCAACUACACAAACAACAACAGCCUCUACCACAGCAUCAACAACCGAUGAGGCAUCUACUAUCACACAAACAACAAUUGCGUCAACGUUAUUUACAACAACUUCCCCAACAACAGGACUAUCAACCACCGGUCCAAUCACAACAACCGCAUCCACAACAGCAACAACAAUGGGUGAAGGUUCAACCAUUACUCAGACAACUACUGCAUCAACAAUCACAACACCAGUAACUGCAUCAACAACACAAACAACUACUGCUUCAACUACUGCAUCAACAACCAAUGCUGACUCUACAAUCACACAAACAACUACUGCUUCAACAACAUAUACAACAACAACUCCUCAAACACUAACGCUAGGAUUAUCAACGAUAGGUCCAAUAACAACAAUUGCAUCUACAACAGCAACAACAAUGGGUGAAGGUUCAACCAUUACUCAGACAACUACUGCUUCAACGAUCACCACACCAGUAACAGCCUCAACAACACAAACAACUACUGCUUCAACCACAGCAUCAACAACCAAUGCUGAUUCUACUAUCACACAAACAACGUUGGCUUCAACAACAUAUACAACAACAUCCCCUACAAUAGGACUAUCAACCACCGGUCCAAUCACAACAACCGCAUCUACAAUAGCUACAACAAUGGGUGAAGGUUCAACCAUUACUCAGACAACUACUGCAUCAACAAUCACAACACCAGUAACUGCAUCAACAACACAAACAACAACAGCCUCUACCACAGCAUCAACAACCAAUGCUGAUUCUACAAUCACACAAACAACUACUGCUUCAACAACAUAUACAACAACUCCUCAAACACUAACGCUAGGAUUAUCAACGAUAGGUCCAAUAACAACAACUGCAUCAACAACAGCAACAACAAUGGGUGCAGGUUCAACUAUCACACAAACGACAACUGCAUCAACCAUUACAACACCUGUGACUGCCUCUACAACUGCAUCUACAACUGCUUCCACCACUGCAACAACAACUGGCCCUGCUUCAACUAUUACUCAAACAACAACUGCCUCAACAAUUGCAUCAACAACAAGACCAGUUACAACUACAACUGGUCCUAUCACUACAACUGCUUCCACCACUGCAACAACAACCAAUGAAGCAUCUACUUUGACCCAAACAACAAUGGCAUCAACCAUAACAACACCUGUGACUGCUUCUACAACUGCAUCCACUACACAAUCUACCACUGCAACAACCAUGGGCGAAGGUUCAACUCUAACUCAAACAACUAUUGCCUCAACCAUAGCUUCGACACUUACCACAGCAGCGACAACGGCUCCAAUCACCACAACUGCAUCAACAACAGCAACAACAAUGGGUGCAGGUUCAACCAUCACACAAACAACCACUGCAUCAACCAUAACGACACCUGUGACUGCCUCUACAACUGCAUCCACUACACAAUCUACCACUGCAACAACCAUGGGCCCUAUGUCUACAAUCACACAAACUACAACUGCCUCAACAAUUGCAUCAACAACGCUACCAUCUACCACUGCCCCCAUCACCACAACAGCAUCUACAACAGCAACAACAACCGAUUCUGCAUCAACUAUCACACAAACAACAAUGGCAUCAACCAUAACAACACCUGUAACUGCCUCUACAACUGCAUCCACUACACAAUCUACCACUGCAACAACUAUGGGUGAAGGCUCAACUAUAACUCAAACAACUAUUGCUUCAACAAUUGCUUCCACACUUACCACAGCCGCAACAACAGCUCCUAUCACUACAACUGCAUCAACAACAGCAACAACAAUGGGUGCAGGUUCAACCAUCACACAAACAACCACUGCAUCAACCAUAACGACACCUGUGACUGCCUCUACAACUGCAUCCACUACACAAUCUACCACUGCAACAACCAUGGGCCCUAUGUCUACAAUCACACAAACUACAACUGCCUCAACAAUUGCUUCGACAACAAGACCAGUGACUACAGCUUCAACAAUAGCACUUGUCACAUUAUCAGCUUCUUUAACAAUUGCUACAACAACAGCCUCUACAACAGAUACAACAACAGCUACAACUCUGGGUGCAGGUUCAACUAUUACGCAAACCACCACAGCUACUACCACAGCCACAACAACUACACCAGUAACAACUACACCCGUAACAACUACACCAGCAACAACUACACCAGUAACAACCACAUCAGUAACAACUACACCAGUAACAACUACACCAGUAACAGCAACUACUGCAUCUGGAGUUCCUACAACUACAUCUACAAUAUCAACUACACCUACAACUACAACAUCAACUACAACCACAACUACAACUACAGCUGUAACCACUGCAUCUGGAGUUCCUACAACAAGUGCAUCAUCAACAGCAUCAACACUAUUUACCACACAAACUACACUUGCAUCUACUACUGCUUCGACUACACAAUCUGGAGUUCCAACAACCACAGCAACAACUACUGCGAUUCCAACAUCUGGUUCUUCAAUUACUACUGAUGGUGCAUGUCAAGCAGGUGCAAUUCAAUCAAAGGAAGACACUUGGAUUAGUGGUGGUGUCUACAACACUCAAGUUACCUUUAGACUUUGUAAUACUGGUCAACUUCCUAUUACCUACUUGGAGUUCCAAGUUCCUCCAUCCCAAAAACUUGUUCAAGCACAUGAAUUUGUUCAGGUUUCGGAAGGUAAAUACACUUUACCAAACUAUUUAUACCCAAUUCAAGUUGGUCGUUGUGUUACUGCUGGAUAUAUCGUUCAAGGUCAAAAUGUGGCUGAUAUUAAUUCUAUUGUUGUAAGAUGUGCAACAAGACAGAGAUAA